GGUGGAAGGGAUCAUGGAUCGAUUCGUCUGGUCUUAAACUUAUAGUUUCUGUUUUCCACAUGAGUAGAGGCUUGUUUUUAUACUUUUAAACACAUUUUUGUGUGUGCUCUUCUAGACGGAUGGCCGGUGAAAGAUUAUCUCAUCCGGAGGACUUGAACGUUCCAGCUGUGGUCACAGUUCGCCUCAUCAGGUCAUUUGAACAAAGAAACUUCAAGCCUGUGGUGUUCCAGGAGGUCAGCCUUAACCAGACCGUGCAGGACUUCAUGCGCUGGGUGAGAGACGAUAUUGCCACAAGGGACGGACUUCCUCCUCCUUUCAGAAAGUAUGGAUACGACACUAUGAAGAUUAUUCAUCAAGCUCACAGUUCAAAGACAAGUGAGUUGGUAAUGAGUUUGGAUGAUGAUGAAAAGUUAAUUUUACAAGAUGACCAAACCCUCAAAGCUGCUGGAGUUGCUAAUGAAACAGAAGUGGGAUUCUUCAGAAAAGAAGAUUAUGUUUUCUAUAAAGCAAACCCCAAAUCAAAAUGCGAACCCCUGAAGCUUACAACUUGGCUGUCCAUCAUCGAGAGAUUGGAAGCAAUCAAGACAUCAAAGGUGUCAAGAAAUGGCUGAGCAAACAUUUUUACGCAGCGCUAUCAGUGAAGUGUUGCCCGAUCUUGCAGAGACUUCAAAAGACAUUCUCCAGGAGACUUUACAGUCAAUUGGAGUAGAAACAUAUGAUGACUUCCAGUUCAUUGUUGAGGAAGACUUGCUGUCAGCAUUAAGACCAAUUCAAGCCAGAAAGGCACUUGCUGCUUGGAAAUUCAGAUGUCAAUCCUGCUUCCAUGCUAAACGAUUCAUGCUGAGUGUGGAUCAACAGAUUGGAAACAACAACAUCUCCUGUUUUAUUUCUGCCCUCUGCAUGAUGUUUGGGAGCUAAUAUUGUUUUAACAUACAUUAUCCAUCGGGGCUGGCGUCUACACUGGAGUUUCUGCAGAGGUGUUUCUUCUCAAUCAACCCAGACAAGGGCAGUAAGGUGGAAGAAACCCAUAAACCCAGACUGCGUGUGAACCCCCGUGUACUCAACUUGAUCCAGGAACUUUCGGAUCAUGAGUGGCGUGAUGUUUGAGAAAGGACUAAAGUCAGUGAGUUAUCAAGACAGUGUUUAAUCUUAACAGAGGUGAAUAGAUUUGUAAAUAUAUGUUGCAUCUCACACCGUGUCUGCUGAAGUUAAAAAAGUUGAAAAGACAUAUUUAUAUUUGUUCAGUGGCUGAAUUUUGCUCAAUGUCAGAAAGGACAAAUGAGAAUUUCGUUGAAAAUAUGUUUUCAAUUAAAAUGUUU
Molecule: messenger RNA, 1319 nt
Organism: Xiphophorus maculatus (southern platyfish)
Lineage: Eukaryota; Metazoa; Chordata; Actinopteri; Cyprinodontiformes; Poeciliidae
Gene: c7h2orf76
Product: chromosome 7 C2orf76 homolog
Exons: 9
Coding region: 120-611 (163 amino acids)
Source: RefSeq, a predicted model, not a curated record